AUAGGUACUGAUGCAUGGUGAUAAGAAUCUGUAGAAAGUUGGACCUGAAUCUCCUCCAUACCUCUAUUUUUCGAAAACUUUUCGACGCAGGAAAAUCGUGAGUACAUCUAGUAACAUUUUAUGUUCAAUUUUGGUGUUCCGGUGUCGCGGUAAACAAAAAAUUCGAGCGCUUCAGUCAGUUGAUGAGUCUGACUCUAAUACAUCUGUUCUUGAAUCUAACAAACUGCGCGCGAAAUGAGUAUACAAUAGUUAAGUUAGUCUCACACUCUCAACAUAUUUGUAUACUUGCCGGGUUUGUUUCGUUGAAGUUAACUUUUUGAGAACAUAGGGAUUUCUUGGUAUUGGAUGCUGUGCUCGUAGACAAGUGUCAAGUUUACAUUUUUACGAGAAGCUUUCAGAGCAGCAAGCGUUUAGAUGUACUUCGCAGUUCAACAUAGGUUACGUCGAUGCUUUAACCAACGAUCAUAACAAGGCAAUUCUCUUGAGCCUUUGUAAGGUUGGAAAUCAGUUGUAAGAAGGAAGUUUCGUUAUAAAUGAGAACGUAGUUUUCCAGUUGAUGUUAAUCAGGAACUUACAAUUUUUGCUAAAAGCAUUUACUCUGGAUAUGACACCAUACAGGUGACAGGUAGUCUCAAUAAUCAACAAUAACCCAUUUUGCUGUGCAAAAUAUUCAUCCUGAUGCGUAAAUGAGAUGUUUUAUCUCUACACGGUUUGUUUCAAAUCUUGAAUACAGUUUAUUUGACAGAAAAAAAAUGGUUUGAAAAUAUAAACUAGCACACGUAGGCCGGCUACUUGGUGAAGAUUAACUUAUCGUUCUACAUUCUUAAAAUUUGUCGCAUUUUCCAUGUUGUUAUUCACGCAGAUUGUAUUACAAACCGAUCCUAGUCCGACAAUCACGCAAUGUUAUGGAAGCUUAUGCGUGCUUUUAGGUGCUACAUUUCAACCUUCAGUCGUAAAGUUAUGUCAUUUUGUGUCAAUUUAUAUAAUUGAUUUUCGUUGGAAAAUCUUUGAAGAUUAAAACCAUAUAUUAUUUUCGAAAUGGCGGCCUUUUUGCUAUUGGAAGAUGGCAGCUUUUUUAUCAUUGGAAGACAUUUUUGGGGGUUUUGUUUAGACGUGCUUCAUCGCGUGGUCAUAAUUUUAGUACCACGGAUUCAAGAGAAAACUAACUUGAAUGUCCUGUGGUUAUACAGACCUUUAUCCUUGAGUAGGGGGGGCCACGUCAUUUCGGUGUUAUGGAUUCACGGCAAAGGCUAAUAACUAAUGUUUGAUAACUAUGCAGUCUGUAAACACCUUUAGAACAUCGAUAUAUUAGAACAAUAUUUACUUUUUGCUUUACACUAUGCUAUCAAGAUAAAGUUUACAUCAGCAUUCAAAGAAAUUUUCUCCUGUAAUAGCCAGCGGAGAGACUGUGAAAAGUAGCAAGUUGGAUUUCCUGAUGUGACAGCGAUAAGCGACUUGGAUAGGAUGAUGAAAUCUAACAGCGAAAUGAGAAGCACUAGGAGGGCUCAAAUCUGGAAAUGUUUAUAACUCGUGUAUUUUGUAAUCUUUUCUUAAGCGUAAUAAGGAAAUAGGAAAUUGUAGAGAAGCUUAUUUGCGUCCUUAUCCUCAUUUCGUCCGGUUGUAGACGAGUCUUGGGAAAUUGAGAAACUUAAAAGUGAAAUACGUGCAUGAGAAAACUCUUAAAACAAGUCACCGUCGCCCUUACAUAAUUGUUUACUUAGACUUUUUGUGUUUUUUUUUGUGCUAUACGUGCUCAUCGUCGAAUCAAUUUGACAUUUUGACCGGUAAACUGAACCAACUGAAUUAAGAUAAGUGGACGUGUUGGUUCUUGGUCCUGAAUCACCUGGAAUUGAUUUUGAAAAAGGCGUUCUUGAUCGACUGCCAAGUGAAAUGAAAAACGUUCAUAUGCGAUAUGUAAAAUUGCUAACCCUGCGCAGUUUUGAAACCUUUUCAAUGGCUCAUAGUACAUACGUUGUGGUGAUUCUAGAGAGUGCCAGCGAACGUGAACUGUGUUUGUGACAAUCAGAGUUAAAAAUACAUUUUUCAUUAUUCGACUGAAAUAGAUCGCUCUUUCUACUGUGUUUUUGUGGCAUAGGGACUCGUUAAAUUCAAGGUCUACACCUUAUCUGAGGUAGGUGGAAUAACAGAUAAUCUUCGGGCCGAUGUUUUCCGGAAACUCGCCUAUGCUUUAUAAAACAACAGAAGCGAGGUGUGCUAUUUAUAUAACUUAUGAUUAAAAACCUUCAACGCGAACGGUUAUUUCAUGUUCUUGCUGCUUGUGUGGUCAUGACUGCGAUUGAUGCCUGAUAGAAUGAUAUUUUUUUUCCUAUCCAAUGAUUUAAUUUACCACAGAUGCCAUAUAUUUUUACAAUGAUGUAUUACUGAUCCGAAAGUGGUGAUCUAUCAAAACAUAAUGCAGACUUUAGACUCUAACGUUGUCGAGGAGAGAACGAUUAAAUAUUGUAUUACAUUUAAAGGGAAUUAUUUCAAAGUGAUUUCAGGUGGUUUUUCCGGUUUACUGUAAAUCUUAUUUUUAGAAGAAGAGUUACUUUUGCACGAUAGGUGACCCAACUUUUCUACGGCUCUUUUCCUUCUGUUUGUAUGAAUUAAAUAGUAUUUUUAUUUCCUUGAAAUAGAAAAUUGUUUGUUUUAGUUUUUCCAUUCAUUCGAGAUGAUUUGAACAUCACGACAAGGGCUCGUUGAUAAACAGAAGAUAAGGAGUCAUAAGCCUAGUAAUCGUAGUAAACUGACUGAUAUCCCGUCAAAUAAGUCCAAUUGCCAGACGAAAAGUAAAUAAUUCACGUGUAUGACCUCCUCAAUAUUCACUUAUCCAGCCCUAAUUCAGAGGAAGUUGUAAACGGCUAAUUAAGUUCAAUAACGGAACCAAUUGAGACGUAAACCUAUUAAUUCUGUGGGAAAGGUUUUGCUGAGUGAUUUAUGAAUUGAUACUGACAGUUAAACUCCAAUAACAGAAAUUCCACAAACGGUACAGUCUGUAAAUAGAAUCAAGGCCUCGAAGGAACAGGAAACUAACUUUCCAAUAACCUCUCGUGUGCUGUUACCAACUGAGCUACGAAACAUUAUGUUGGGAACCUGACAGAUUAUUUAUAGUUGGUUCUUUGUCCCCCUUCGUGGAUGAAAAUCCCUAAAGAAGCUAAUAAACGUCUCGUCUUUCCAAGCAGAUCACAGUUCACCAUGGUCGUCUCCACAACAGAGCCUCCACCUACUGAGUCAGCCACCGUUAAAGAAGGCCUUCGCGUCUUUAAACUGGUCAUGUAUAUUACGAUCUUCAUAGUCAGUGUCCUGCUGAAUAGUUUUAUGCUCUUAGCGCUGUGGAGGAAGUUUCGCCGUCACAGAAGAACUGCCAAAAGUUUUAUUAUUUUGAUGCAGAAUCUCGGCGUAUCUGGCCUCGUUCUGGUGGUAGCUUCGAUUCCAUUUGAUGCAGUGUCGCAAGACGCGGACAGCUGGCCCUUUGGAGCUGGGGGCUGCAAGAUUCUUUACCCGUUACAGACAGUUGCUUUACAGGCUAUGGUAUUCACGUACGUGGCUCUAGCUUAUCAUCGAUGGUAUGGUGUGACAAGGUGAGUUCGUGACUCUCUAAAGGUGGUAUACGGGACGAAAAUAUCCAUAAUCCUCUAAACGUAGCCCGGUUUGGGCUGUGGUUGGAUCACGAGAUGGUAACUUUUGAAGAAAGGCUCCUUUUAGAGAGAAUUGCUGACUCAGUUGCGCGUUCUUCACUCACAUUAAACGUAAGACACUGAAAAAAACUGCAUAAAUUUGAUCGUCUGCAUAGCUACACAGCAUUAACUACAUUACUGCCAGAGUUCCACUUAAUUAUUGUACGAAAAUAUUCGAUCCAAAUCACGAAGGCUCUUAUGAGUCUUGAGAGAGGACUACCUUUUUCCAGCCUUGGACCCAGUCGUCUCUCAGCUGAAAAACGAUAACCGUGGCCGAAAGGGGGAAUGGGAAUUGGUCUAAAGAAUGUCCCGCCACAGCUGCAUAGUAUUUUGACUUUUCUUCUUUGUUGCAGAGACCUGUUUGGUCAAAUGAAGUUCAUCCUUGCACUUGUGCUUACAUUCGUCAUUUGGAUCUCCAGCAUCAUCAUUGUGGUCCCUUACGUCCUGAGCUUGGACUACAACUACAUCAACAAAACAUGUGACGAGUUAUGGAGCACUGAUGGCAGCCGCCAGGGAUACACCAUCUCUCUGUUCCUCUUGGAUUAUGCCCUGCCACUUAUCGCCCUGUUGGUCAUGUACGUGAUGGUCUGGGGACGAAUGCAAAGGUAAAAACCUGCUGCUUUUCCUUCGGAAAGUUAUUUCAGUGUGCAUGAAUUAAAACGAAUUAUGAAAUCAUAACCAUCAUAAUCAAAAUUCUCGAACGUGAUUGGUUAUCACCAGCCCGAUUUGAGCACUAAUGGGACAGUGUACGCGUCAUGCUUGUAAUUGGACAGAGGAAUAGGACAGUUACAGUGACAGUUAACACGUCAUGCCUGUGUAAGUGGACAGAAAGCGUCAUGUGCGCGCGCUGUUGUCUCGCAUUUCGCGGAGUAAACUGUUGUGUUUUUUUUUUAUGAAAACGUAUGUCUAGUUUCUUUCCCAAAUUCUGUCACAGUUUUGAUUAAUUGAUAACAGGACUUCGUGUUGUCCAAUUUUGCCUAUAAUCAUACUCGUAAUUAACAAAUCACUCGUAUGAUUACAGACCGAAUUGGACUCCACUUGGUCAUUAUUCACCAUUAUUUAUUUGCUUGCUUAAUAGAGUGUUUCUCGAUUUAGUGUCUUUACUCCAAAACUAAAGUAAUCAUUACUGGCCAAUCAAAAGACAGAAAACUUUACAAGGAGCCGAUGAGAGCUCAAAUUAAAAUCAAGCAAGCCUCUUGAGGAAUUUGGGCUUUACAGCUCAUUGAUUGAGAAAGUGGUGCGACUUUGGUCGGCCAAUCACGGAGCGAAUUAAAUCAAAACUAAUGCAGUCCUGGAUUUCGUUCUGACAUGUACCUCUUAAACUUUUUAGUUACAGAGUCGUGGAUCCUGAACGCGCCGCCAGGCGAGAACGUCACUGCAGAAUCAUCCGCAUGAUGGUGGCCUACGUCCUCUUGUUCGCCGUCCUUUUACUCCCUCACCAGAUCAUGUGGCUGAUCUUAGAUUUCGCAAAUGGCGAAAAGAAACUUUACUUCCGAGACGUUUUGAACAUCGUGUACAUCUUCACGUAUGCAAUAACGAUCACAAAUCCCAUCUUGUUCUUUAUCUACAACCCAGAAUUCAAGCGCCAUUUGUUGCACUACCUCAAAUGCCAGUGCUUCGUGAGAGGAGAGUUGUUCAGUAUGGAGAAUUUGUCCGAGUCGUUUUCGGAAGAGUUCGACCCAAAGAGCCGACGUCCGAAUGGGUACCGAACGUCCAUGCCGCCGAAGUACGAGAUGAAUGAAGUGCCCAAGGAGAACAACUAUGCAUCGACGCCAAGCAUGUUACACACGGAUGGGGUAACUUUACCUCGUUAUGAUUCUGGUCUUGGAUUGGUCGAAGCUGGGCUGUUUCCGUCGGCAGUGGAUCGACUACGUACCGCAGGGAAAUAUAAGGAAUCCACCCCGUCUACCUCCCCGCCGGGGUCAGAUGUGGUCAGUUACACGGAUAGGAAAGAUUCACUUGACCAAGGCAGUGAAAUGCUGUAAGUCGACAAAUGACCAUUAAUUUGUAAUUCUCCUUCCUGUCAACCAUACUAUUCGUAUAAUGUUAGUUCAGAGAAUUUAGUAUUGGAUCAACCAAUUAUCACCAAAUUUAUAUUUUUCUCUAUUCUCAUCACUUAUCUGGUUGAUAUUGUAUUGAUAUUGUUAGGAGAAAUUCUGUCUUGGUCACUCAUGGGAGUUAAGGGGUUAAACAAAUAACUUGAACAUUGAACAUUUGGUAUCUCGCUUUCGGAGUUGCGUUUGUCGCGCCAGGUAAAAAUUUUCAAAGUUCUUUUUUUACGAAGUCUAGGGAUUCCUCUUAACCAUUUCACUUUCAGAUGUGACCAACAAGGAAUUUCUCCUCAAAAUAUCCACGCAUUUUUAGCAGAAAGGUGACUAAGAGAAAGAAAUAUCAACGAGGCGAUAUUGCUUCAUGUAACAUCAAACUCUCAGAACUUGAAUUAUAAGCAACAUGUGGGAAAACGGUGGAGAGAACUUACAUUUAGAUCUCGGGAGUGAAAGGGUUAAUGUGCGUUUAGAAAAUCUGAUGUUACAAACAUACUUUCCAGGUUGUUGUUAGUAAUUUUCAUGUAAACUUUGUCCGUAUUACUGUACAGUGACUGCACUGAUGUACACAAUACAUUUUGUGGGAUAGUAAAUCUUUCCUUUACACGUGAAAGAGGAGAUGUGACAAUCGUAGUUUGGAAUUGCAGAAUGAAUGUUUCCGUCGGAGGAAAGAUCCAUAGCUGAGUGUGAAACUAAAGUUGUUCUGAAAAUUAAGUCUAAAAAACCUUAGGUGUGACAUUUUUCCAUAAGCGAGUUCCAAUUACUAUCUUCUAAAACAUCAGUUUUUAUGAUGUAUUUGUUCAUUUUGAAUUUCAUUUUCUGUGAAAAGACUAAACUCACUAAACUUUCGACAAACAAGUACGACCUCAUGUCACGUGCAGCAUCACCAAUCGUUGACUUAAAAAUAUACUAUGAUGAUGAAAAGAUACCACUUAUUUAAUCAGUGUCGGGAAGGAAAGAGGAGUAAUGUGAAUAGCUUGUGUAGUUUCGAAAUAGGGCACAGUGAAGUUGAAGUUAACUCACUUCGAGAGUGUAUUAUGACAUUGGAAGAGGAAAAAAGUCACAUUGUUUCUGUCAUUCGUCCGGUAGCAUUAAGAGUUUGCUCUAAGUGGUUAGAGAGAAAAUUUUACUUUAGAUAGAUGUUACUUAGCUCGGAAAACGUUUCUUCGCUGUAGGCUUUAUGUAUCAAAAAAUCUUUAAUUUUAAAUUUCGCAACCAGUUGUUAAAAGAAAAACAACAACAAAUCAACGUUUGGUACUCACGCGAUAUUCCCGUGCGCAUGCUUUGCACGAGCCAUGCAGAGUUCUUCAAAACAGCGCAAAGUUUUUAGCUUCUAUUCGAGUGAAAAUUGUCUCGUAGAGGUAAACAGAGAAGACAGUUUAUUUUGGACAUGAAGGUAAGAAUAAACAUGUUUUCUGUAGAGGAACUCUUAACCAUCUUUCAUGUAGCAGUUAACUCUGAAGGAGGAACAUAAAACACUAUGGAAACUCUGCAAAGCCUGCCGUCGACUCAACCAGUAAUACAGAUUAGAGAGGAAAGCACAGAAAUAUUUACAACGAAAAUUGUGUGAUAAUUGUGUUUGCUAACAAUUUUUGGCACCAUACUCACAUCAUUUAGUGUUAGGAUUGAGGCUCGACUUUUCUUGCGAGUCGUUCAGAUUACUCAAUCGGCCAACGCGACGCGAUUGUUACAUGCACGUCACGGCUUCAAAUGAUUUUGAGUUUUAACUUAAUCAAAUUUCAAUUAUUAACUGUUAAAGCAAACUGUGCUACCAUUUUGCGUAGAGAAAUUUAUUUAGUGUUUUAUUUAUAUAGCUUUUUGUUCACGAGAUGUAAACACCCUUGCUAUAACACAUUGUUGUGUAAAACUUACAGUCAUUUAGCACUGACAAGCGUGCAACUUCUCCCCAAAAUAUCAGUAAAUCCUCGACAUCACUCACUAGACAGGUGAUGAGAACAUAAAACUUAUCAUCCAGAGGGUGUUAUAUUGAUCCAGCAGCAAAUUCUCUUAAAUGUACAGCAGUUAAAAGGCAGAAUUUGCCGAUCAGAGUAAUUUUCAAUUGAGGGUUGCAAGACAGCCAGGAUUGCUUUGGUGUCACCUUACUUUGCUUUGUGAUUGGUCUAGGAAACUUGCGCCGCCGGCCUCUUAGCCAAUCAGAUACAACACCGAAAACGAUUGCGACCUUGUCAUUCGCAUUUUCCCGCGCUUUAAGCAGUUUCCUUGUUUUCACUUUGAAUCCUCAUUGGCUGAUGACGAUGCCAAUCUUUGUUCUGAUUGGUCGUUGGGUACACUCGAUCAAAAAUUGUUAUAGUUCUAAGAUUUUGCUUCAACUUAUUUACAUAUACCGUAAAAAAACUACUUCACAGUAUGGGUUUUUAAAAACAUUUAUAGUAUUUCGGGGGUGAGGGGAGGAUUGUUGCAAACUGUGAAACCGUAGUUUCGCCUCAUUACAAGGCGCAGUUUGUAUAUUUGUUGUUUUUAUCUCAUUUAAGGAAAUAUUAUCGCUGUUAAAUAUGUGGACUAACUGUUCCGCUACUGAUAAUAAUUAACUGGUUAUGGUUAAAAAGUUUUCUGUUACCAAACAAUAUUUAAUAGUGUGAUUUGUAAUCUUUUGUAUCGCGUACUGAUUCAUAGUGGUUUAGUAGUAAACCUUAUUAACCGCGUGUUUGGGUUGGGUUUGGGUCAAGGACGAGUGAAAUAAAAUAGUUGUGGA
Molecule: messenger RNA, 8435 nt
Organism: Pocillopora meandrina
Lineage: Eukaryota; Metazoa; Cnidaria; Anthozoa; Scleractinia; Pocilloporidae
Source: the annotation of a GenBank genome assembly